Molecule: messenger RNA, 3717 nt
Organism: Cyphellophora attinorum
Lineage: Eukaryota; Fungi; Ascomycota; Eurotiomycetes; Chaetothyriales; Cyphellophoraceae
Exons: 1
Coding region: 1-3717 (1238 amino acids)
Cellular component (GO): nucleus
Molecular function (GO): protein heterodimerization activity; histone binding
Source: RefSeq, a predicted model, not a curated record
AUGGAGCCACCUCUGAAGCGGCCUCGACUAUCACUUUUUGCAGAUGAAACGCCCAAUGCUGAUCUCGACACUGCUCGCCAUCACAAUGAUCGAUUCCUCAAAAGCCGAUUCGAGGCCAUCUUUCAGAAGUACGAACGCGACUUCUCUGGCAUUGGCGACGAGGUAGACUUAUCAACCGGAGAGAUUCUGGUCAACAAUGGCCAUCUGGACGGACUCGACGAAGAUGCCGACACUAGAAGUGAAGCUGACGAGUCGGUUGGUGAGCAAUCUCCGAGAUCGGUCAAGGCUGCUGUCACUCCCAGAAGAUCUCGACCCAUCGCAAGUGGUCGAGCCAUGCUUCGUGCCAUGACCGUCGCGCCAGACCGGGGAAAUGCAUACUUCGAGAAUGGCAACGCCGGAGAAGUGAUAGAAAGCAUCGAAACUAUUGCCGAGGCCGCCGCGAGUAAGGAAGACGUUGACGAGAAUGAUGUAACGACUCCCGAUCUUGCCGGAGCUGGGGACACGGGUGAAGUCGACAGUGACGAGAAUGGCCAAGGGGCAGAUGACGACGCUGAGUCGGAAACAGACGACGAGGGCGACAUUGACAACGAUGAUGAUCAGGAGAAUGUUGAUCCGGAACAUCUACGCGAAACUUCGGUGGAAUUUGCGACUAGGCCUCUCGAUCAGAGCAUACAGGACCCCAUCCCGGCUGCUGAGUCCGACGCGGACUCGUUGUUUGAUGCGGACGACGGAAGGGAGUCAACACCAGAUUCAUUGUUCGAGCAUGAUGAGGUCGCGAGCUCUGUGACUCCGAUGGACGAUGGUCGUACGAGGGCAGACCUCCUCAACGAUCUAGGGGAGCUCGAUCACGAUGCUAUUAUAGCACGCUUUGGUGAAGGGGUAGGGCAAGAGAUACUGAGCCUGGUUGAGAAACGUGACAAAGCAGAACUGCAUAUCGAAAGAGCUUGGCGCAUUCCGGUUCACAUCGAGCAAGCGAUGGACUCCGCGAUUCAGCAAGACAAGCAGGAAGCCGAAUCAGCACUUCUCGCAACAAGUCCUGCAACUCCAAGGCAAGGCACUUCGAUAUGGGGCUUAGGUCUGCAGGGCAAUCGCAGACUUGAGCUCCACCAGGAGCGAACCAUGCGCGUGAUUCGAGCGGAAUCAGAAGAUCCUCUGCAAGACGGUUUUGGUGCAGGUGGCCAAGUGGAGGUACGCGUCGCUGAGAUCAGCCUCGAUCGCGGCAAACGUCUCCUUAAUCGGGGGACCUGUCCAUUCUGCAAAGAGCAGUUCUAUAGCACUGGCGCGGCAAUGGGACAUCUACGCAACAUGCUGGCUGCUGCUAGUGAGCAAGAGUCUGGUGCAGGUGUGCACACAACAGACAGUGUGAAGGCUCUGCUUGACGUCGUCGAAGACGGGUCCAACGAGCAUGAGCCCGAAUCCAGUUGUGGAGAAAACGACGAACUAGACGCUAGGGUCGUCUAUGACAGCGUCGAGCGGGACAUCGACAGCGAGGACGACUUGUUUGCCGAUGCUGGCCACGUGCACAGUGACAGCGAAGAAGAGCUCGAACAAGAACAACAGUCACCUGCCGAACCCGGCCGCAUCAACAUGGACCCAGUGUCCCCCUUGGCAAGUCGAGCAGGAAGUUUGGAGAUACCAGACAGCGAUGAGCCGGAGCUGGGUCUUAGUCCUUUCGUCCCUAACAUCAGUGGGCGAACGACACCUGACAGCGACGGCGCCGAUCUCAUGCUCCGUUUCCAAGGCUCCUCUGCUCGCCGCCGCCGAGGAAGCUCUUCAUUUCGAAGGGCUGAAACGGAUGCCGAUGAGCUGCCCACCUCAACGCCUGCUGCGACUCCGUAUCCAGCCUUCAAGGAGACAGCUGAUCCGUUUGAUCGUAACGGCGAUCGAGAUUACCGUGAUCGCAAUUGGAAGAACAAAAGAUAUCAGCAGCAGGAGCGAUCGCAUUUAUCUCUGCGCCCUCGGAGAUCCCAGAAAAGGACAACAGUAGAGGUCCUGCCACUGAGCCCAGCAUCUUCUCAAUCGAGGACUGCUCUGGACGUACAAGAGACCGCCACGAAACCUGGAAAGCGCACGACCAGAAUAAAGAAGAAGAGCCAGCUAUGCGAGUCAGAAGCCGUGCUAGCAGAUAAUUCCCGCGCUCCUGUACCAUUUGAUCAAGCUAUAAGCGCCGCGACCUCGGCUGUCAGGGCAGUCUCAGAGUCUCUGACUCGUUGGGGCCAGACGCGCCAAACUAUUUCCAAUGGUGAGGAGACAGAAGAGCAGUACCACACACCAGAAGAGGUGCGGUGUUCGCCAGAGCCUGUCGACGCUGGCGACGACCUCCCACCUUUCCCAGAUUUUGAUAACACAUCAGAUUGCGAAGCCGACGAUGGGCCGCUGGACCCCAGCGACGGCAGUCACCCCCGCGACGAUAGCGAAAGAGCUUCUGUUCACGAACUCGGCGAUGACGUCGACCUGAACGACCGUUUCGGCCCCGUCCGCAUCUCCAGCACUCCUUCAGAAGCAGACGAGCUUGACAUGCUCUUCGCCGAGAACCACGCUGAAGAAACCUCCGGCUCCGACUCAGACGCCUUCGAAGCCGUGUACCACUUCAACGUCGCGGAUUUCAAAAGUCUGGUCAUUAUGCACGAAGUCCACGGGCACGGCCUGGAGGCCGUCGGAGAGCGAAUGUCCGAUCACUACCGCAGCUACCGUACACGGGUCGGUCCCUCCUGGCGAGGCAUACUACCCGAAGUAGUCUGGACCGAGGAGGACGAGAUGCUCCUACGGCAGCUGAGCCUGAACGACCACACUCUCAUGGAGACCAUCAAACGCCGCCUCCCACACUUCCGUCAAUUCGACAUCGGCAACCGUCUUGCCGAGUGGUGGCUGUACGAAUUCUGCCACUCGCAACAAUCUCACCCUCACCACCACCAGCAACAACCGAAGACCGUUGCCCCGCUCACCAAGCCUCCACACGCCCGCUCCUUACACCUCCUUCACCUCGACCAAUCUCCUGGCAGCCUCGACGUCGCCCUACCUCCUACCACCUUCGCUGAGUUCUACGAGAACUCCAAGCGCAAACACCCUCCUGAACCCAUCAGCCAACGCGUAUGCCGCCAGCAAAAUCCUCAGACCGGCGCAUGGCGCGGCUGCGGCAGGAUCUUUUCGCAGCGUGAUGCAGUCCUGCGGCAUUGGAAGGCCACCGAGAGAGCCUGCCUGAAGGAGGGCUUUGAUCGGAUGAAGAAGCCUGAGAACAGGAGGCGGACACGGGUAGCUGGACCCGAAGCGGAAGGUUUCGAGGAGCUUGAAGGUGGGAGGAAGAAGGGAGGCGAGGUGCAGUGCCGACAAAUGAGUCCUGGGCGUCAGACGGUGGUCCGGGGCUGUGGAAAGUGGUUCAGCCAGAAGAGCACGAUGUAUAGGCACUGGCGGCAACGGCGCGGAAGGUACUGCAGGCCGGAGUGGUAUCGGUGGCCUAGUGAGCCGGAUGCUGACGAGGGACGUCCGGGAACUGCUGAGACUGGUGCUAGUGAUGUCGAUGAGAGGCCAGCAAUGGCCAGUAGUGCUGCUGAGACCGCCAAUUUGUCCGCAAGCAUUUUCCUCGACGAAGAAGCCGCAAAUGCUGCUCCGAAAUCUCGUGGUGGACAGACGGCGGUCGUCUUUGCGGGACUGGACGUGUCGGCCAUCGUGAGACCGUCAGCCGCCGCAGCAGACAUAUCGGGCGCUGGCAGCACUUAG